Gossypium raimondii (Peruvian cotton) is the source of this 4851-nucleotide messenger RNA. Its product is annotated as ABC transporter C family member 8. The transcript has 12 exons. NCBI's taxonomy places the organism in Eukaryota, Viridiplantae, Streptophyta, Magnoliopsida, Malvales, Malvaceae. Gene Ontology annotation, cellular component: vacuolar membrane; plant-type vacuole. Gene Ontology annotation, biological process: transmembrane transport. Gene Ontology annotation, molecular function: ATP binding; ATP hydrolysis activity; ABC-type transporter activity. The record is from RefSeq and is a predicted model, not a curated record. The coding region runs from base 249 to 4646 and encodes 1465 amino acids.
CUUUUAUUAUCUCCUUACAACCGUGUCUGCACAAAUUGUGUAGUGUACAUGUGGAAGCAGUCAACGAACACCAAAAUAAGAGGCAAUAAAUCGGUGGAGCGUGGGAGUUUCUUUGAUGGCAUCUUGUAUGGAAUAGCUGAAGUGAAUGAGAGUAGCGUUUGUUUCACUUCAUCCACUCAAGUGUUUUUGGCAAAACUCAUUCCACUCUGAACUAUUGUACAGUGUGAUUUGCCGACAGCUAUUCAACUAUGGCUUCCUUCAGGACCUUACUUGGGGGGUUCACUUUAAUUUGUGAAGGGAAACUUGAUUUUGGUUCUUUUUGCAUUCAACGAACCAUCAUAGAUGUCAUAAACCUGGUGUUCCUCUUUGUUUUCUAUCUACUUUUGUUUGUAUGUUCGGUAAGAAAACUGCAACGUAGUGUUGUUAAUAAAAGGGAUAGGAUCUCCAUUGUUGUUUCCAUCUGUUGUGCUCUUAUUAGUAUAUUGUAUCUUAGUGUUGGUUUAUGGAAUCUAAUAGCAAGAAAUGGUGAAUUUAAUGGCUUGAGCUGGUUGAUUGAGCCUGUUAGAGGAUUAAUUUGGAUUUCGUUAUCAGUUUCAUUGCUUGUUCAUACAUCACAACCAGUGAAAAUUUUCAUCUCCGCCUGGUGGGUGUCGUUCGCAUUAUUGGUUUCGGUUCUUCAUAUUGAAAUUUUAUUUAGAGCACACCGGAUUGAAAUAUUCGACGUUCUUCCAUGGCCUGUGAACAUCUUGAUGCUGUUUUGUGCUUUUAGAAACUUCAUUGAUUUGACUAAGGAACAUGAGAGUCUUUCAGAACCUCUAUUAGAGGAAAAGGAAGAAACAUACCAGAUAGAAGUUUGUGAGGCCAAUUUCUUUAGCAAAUUGUCAUUUUCUUGGAUUAAUCCUUUGCUUUCCAGGGGUUAUUUGAGACCCUUAGCUCUUGAAGACAUCCCUUCUAUUAGUGCAGAAGAUGAAUCCAGUUUGGCAUACCAAAAGUUUGCUAAUGCAUGGGAGACACUAAUAAGAGAGAAAAGCUCAAUUGAUAGGCGAAACUUGGUUCUUCGGGCCUUAACAAAAGUGUACUUUAAGGAAAAUAUAAUUAUAGCAGUUUGUGCAAUUCUUAGGACGAUUUCUGUUGUAGCACUUCCAUUAUUGCUCUAUGCCUUUGUAAAUUAUUCGAACCAGGAAGAGGAAAACCUGCAAAAGGGUCUUGUUUUACUAGGAUUCCUUAUUGUUUCGAAGGUUGUCGAGUCAUUGUCGCAGAGGUAUUGGUAUUAUGCUUCGAGGAGGUGUGGAAUGAGGAUGCGAUCGGCAUUAAUGGUGGCAAUCUAUCAGAAGCAGCUGAAACUUUCGAGUUUAGGAAGGCGGAGACAUUCGACUGGGGAAAUUGUGAAUUACAUAGCAGUAGAUGCCUAUAGAAUGGGGGAGUUUCCAUGGUGGUUUCAUUCGACUUGGAGUCUUGUGUUGCAGCUUUUCAUGUCUAUGGGAGUGCUUUUCUCAGUUAUUGGUCUCGGUGCUAUACCCGGUAUAGUCCCUCUUGUCAUAUGUGGAUUCCUUAAUAUGCCAUUUGCGAAGAUCAUACAAAAAUGCCAAUCUGAAGUCAUGAUCUCACAAGAUGAGAGAUUGAGAGCCAUUUCUGAGAUCUUAAACAGCAUGAAGAUCAUCAAGUUGCAGUCCUGGGAGGAUAAAUUCAAGAGCUUGAUCGAGUCCUUACGUGGCAAGGAGUUCAAAUGGCUUUCUAAACAGCAGUUUUUGAGGCCUUACGGUACUGUCUUGUAUUGGAUCUCUCCAACUAUUGUUUCUUCAGUUGUCUUCUUGGGAUGUGCUCUAUUUGGGAGUGCCCCAUUGAAUGCUGGAACCAUUUUUACAGUUCUUGCAACUCUAAGAAGCAUGGCGGAACCUGUUAGAAUGUUACCCGAGGCACUUUCGAUUCUUAUACAAGUCAAAGUUUCUUUUGACAGAAUAUACACUUUUCUUCUUGAUGAUGAACUUAGGAAUGAUGAAGUAAGGAGAUUUCCCCUGCAGAAUUCUGAUAAAAGUGUGACAGUAGAAGCAGGAAAUUUCAGUUGGGUUCCUGAAAUUGCAAUUCCAACACUUAGAAAUGUGGAGUUGGAAAUAAAAAGAGGGCAGAAGAUAGCUGUUUGUGGACCGGUCGGGGCUGGAAAAUCCUCAAUCUUGUAUGCAAUGCUGGGAGAGAUACCGAAACUUUCAGGAAUGGUUAGCGUGUUUGGAUCCAUUGCCUAUGUUUCUCAAGUUUCAUGGAUCCAGAGUGGGACAAUUCGUGACAACAUACUCUAUGGAAAGCCGAUGGAUGCAGACAAAUAUGACAAGGCCAUUAACGCUUGUGCUCUGGAUAAAGAUAUCAAUAGUUUUGAUCAUGGUGAUCUCACGGAAAUAGGUCAAAGAGGGAUUAACAUGAGUGGAGGGCAGAAGCAAAGGAUUCAACUCGCUCGAGCGAUCUAUAAUGAUGCCGACAUCUAUCUUCUUGAUGACCCUUUCAGUGCUGUUGAUGCACAUACAGCUUCUGUUUUGUUCAAUGAUUGUGUUAUGACUGCUCUAGCGAAGAAAACUGUUGUCCUGGUAACUCAUCAAGUAGAGUUUCUCUCAGAAGUUGAUAGAAUUUUGGUUAUGGAUGGUGGACAAAUUACUCAAUCAGGAAGCUAUGAAGAGCUAUUGAUGGCUGGGACAGCAUUUGAGCAGCUUGUGAAUGCUCAUAGAGAUUCCAUAACAGCAUUAGGUUCUUUGAAUGGUCAAGGUGAAGGAGAAUCAAGAGGGAUAGCUCCCGUUAUGUUUAACGGAUGUUCUCCAACUAAACAGAACAGUGAAGGGGAGAUCUCGGUGAAGGGUCCGCCUGGAAUACAAUUAACACAAGAUGAAGAAGUGGAGAUCGGCGAUGUUGGAUGGAAGCCAUUCAUGGAUUAUGUUUCUAUCUCAAAAGGAUCCGUUUAUCUAUCUUUAAGCAUUUUAACUCAGCUUACCUUUGUUGUUCUUCAGGCCACUUCGACCUAUUGGCUGGCAUUUGCCAUUCAAAUUCCUAACAUGACCGACAGCAUGUUGAUAGGAGUUUACACCGGAGUUGCCACCCUUAGUGCAGUUUUUGUGUUUUUUAGAUCCCUUUAUGCUGCUCAUCUAGGAUUAAAAGCUUCUAAAGCCUUCCACUCUGGUCUCACCAAUGCCAUUUUCAAAGCUCCAAUGCCUUUUUUCGAUUCUACUCCUGUUGGCAGGAUUCUAACCCGAGCUUCAUCAGAUAUGAGUAUUCUUGAUUUCGACAUUCCAUUUGCCUUUGUCUUUGUGGCAGCCGGUGUAACUGAAGUCUUAGCAACAAUCGGAAUCAUGGCCUUUAUUACAUGGCAAGUUCUCAUUGUCGCGAUUCUUGCUAUGGUAGGAGUAAAGUACAUUCAGGGAUAUUAUAUGUCCUCUGCAAGGGAGCUCAUAAGAAUUAAUGGAACGACUAAAGCUCCCGUUAUGAAUUAUGCAGCCGAGACAUCGCUUGGAGUGGUCACCAUAAGAGCUUUUAACAUGGUGGAUAGGUUCUUUAGAAAUAACCUGAAGCUUGUUGACACAGAUGCCACACUUUUCUUUCUUUCUAAUGCAGCCAUGGAAUGGCUAGUUCUACGGAUUGAAACACUUCAAAACCUUACUCUAUUCACUGCUGCAUUUUUCCUGCUUCUGCUUCCCAAAAACCAAGUCACCCCCGGGCUUGUUGGGCUCUCUCUUUCUUACGCUUUAUCACUGACCGGUACGCAAAUUUUUGCAUCCCGUUGGUACUGCAGCUUAUGGAACUACAUGAUUUCGGUUGAAAGGAUAAAACAAUUCAUGCACAUACCUGAAGAACCUCCAGCAAUUAUAGAAGACAACAGGCCCCCAUCUUCAUGGCCCUCUAAGGGUAGGAUUGAAUUGCAAGAACUGAAGAUAAGAUAUAGCUCGAAUGCUCCUUUAGUUCUCAAAGGAAUCACUUGCACUUUCCAAGAAGGGACCAGAGUAGGAGUUGUUGGACGGACUGGAAGUGGAAAAACUACGCUCAUAAGCACCUUGUUUCGCCUAGUAGAACCUGCAAGUGGGAAAAUUCUUAUAGAUGGACUUGAUAUAUGCUCUAUGGGACUGAAAGAUUUGAGAAUGAAGCUUAGCAUCAUUCCUCAAGAGCCAACUCUAUUUAGAGGCAGCAUUCGAACUAACUUAGACCCCCUAGGCCUCUAUUCAGAUGAUGAAAUAUGGAAGGCUUUGGAGAAGUGUCAACUUAAAACAACAAUCAGUUCGCUGCCAAACAAGCUAGAUUCAUCUGUGAGUGAUGAAGGUGAGAAUUGGAGUGUGGGGCAGCGACAACUCUUUUGCCUUGGAAGAGUUCUCUUGAAACGGAACCGAAUCCUAGUGCUGGAUGAAGCCACUGCUUCCAUAGACUCUGCAACCGAUGCCAUUUUACAAAGAAUUAUAAGAGAAGAGUUCUCGAAUUGCACCGUCAUAACAGUGGCUCAUAGAGUUCCAACUGUUAUAGACAGUGACAUGGUCAUGGUCCUCUCCUAUGGUAAAUUGCUGGAGUAUGAUGAGCCUUCAAACCUUAUGGCAACAAACUCUUCCUUUUCUAAGCUAGUAGCUGAAUAUUGGUCAAGUUGCAGGAGAAAUUCAUAUCAAAAUUUUAGCAGUUAUCAAUGACUAGAACGAAUAUUGGCAUGAAAAUGAGAUCAAACAUUUAGUGUUAUUAUCUUGAAUAGAAAGUUUUUGAAGACUUCCAAAUUCCAAGAGUUGUUCUUAUUGAUCUAUGGGAAGGUAGAUAAUGAAUGAUAAUUUGUAGGGAUUCAAGCUCUUUGUACCCAUUAUUUCCAUAUGAAUAAAGGAAAACUAUAAUAAGUUUCUCAUA